Ceratotherium simum simum (southern white rhinoceros) is the source of this 1484-nucleotide messenger RNA. RefSeq names its product keratin 18 (gene KRT18). Gene Ontology annotation, cellular component: cytoskeleton; keratin filament. The record is from RefSeq and is a predicted model, not a curated record. Gene Ontology annotation, molecular function: structural molecule activity. Gene Ontology annotation, biological process: intermediate filament cytoskeleton organization. NCBI's taxonomy places the organism in Eukaryota, Metazoa, Chordata, Mammalia, Perissodactyla, Rhinocerotidae.
GGCGGGGCUUCCCGGCCGGUCCCCACCCCCUCCCCCAGCGAUAUAACUCGAGUCGCCGACCUGGCCCCUCUGUGGCCUGAACCUGAGUCCUGGCCUCUCGCUCUCCCGCGCGAACAGCAUGAGCUUCACCACCCGCUCCACCUUCUCCUCCAACUACCGGUCCCUGGGCCCCGUGCAGUCGCCCAGCCACCGGGUCCGGCCGGUCAGCAGCGCGGCCAGCGUCUAUGCAGGCGCCGGGGGCUCGGGCUCCCGGAUCUCCGUGUCCCGCUCCUCCAGCUUCCGGGGCACCUGGGGGUCCGGGGGCCUGGCUGCCGGGAUGGCCGGGGGUCUGGCGGGCAUAGGGGGCAUCCAGGGUGAGAAGGAGACCAUGCAAGACCUGAAUGACCGCCUGGCCUCCUACCUGGAGAGGGUGAGGAGCCUGGAGACAGAAAAUCGGAGACUGGAGAGUAAGAUCCGGGAACACCUGGAGAAGAAGGGACCCCAGGUCAGAGACUGGGGGCAUUACCUCAAGACCAUCGAGGAGCUGAAGGCUCAGAUCUUUGCAAAUUCUGUGGACAAUGCCCGCAUCGUUCUGCAGAUUGACAAUGCCCGGCUUGCUGCUGAUGACUUCAGAGUCAAGUAUGAGACGGAGCUGGCCAUGCGCCAGUCUGUGGAGAGUGACAUCCAUGGGCUCCGCAAGGUCAUUGAUGACACCAAUGUCACUCGGCUGCAGCUGGAGACGGAGAUCGAGGCUCUCAAGGAGGAGCUGCUCUUCAUGAAGAAGAACCACGAGGAGGAAGUAAAGGGUCUACAGAACCAGAUUGCCAACUCUGGGUUGACCGUGGAGUUGGAUGCCCCCAAAUCUCAGGACCUCAGCAAGAUCAUGGCAGACAUCCGGGCCCAGUAUGACCAGCUGGCUCAGAAGAACCGAGAGGAGCUGGACAAGUACUGGUCCCAGCAGAUCGAGGAGAGCACCACAGUGGUCACCUCGCAGACCGCUGAGAUAGGAGCUGCUGAGACGACACUCGUGGAGCUGAGACGGACGGCCCAGUCCUUGGAGAUCGACCUGGACUCGAUGAGAAAUCUGAAGGCCAGCUUGGAGAACAACCUGAGGGAGGUGGAGGCCCGCUACGCCUUGCAGAUGGAGCAGCUCAAUGGGGUCCUGCUGCACCUGGAGUCCGAGCUGGCCCAGACCCGGGCAGAGGGGCAACGCCAGACCCAAGAGUAUGAAGCCCUGCUGAACAUCAAGGUCAAGCUGGAGGCUGAGAUCGCCACCUACCGCCGCCUGCUGGAAGACGGGGAGGACUUCAGUCUUAGUGACGCCCUGGACAGCAGCAGCUCCGUACAAACCAUCCAGAAGACCACCACCCGCAGGAUUGUGGACGGCAAAGUGGUGUCUGAGACCAACGACACCAAAGUCCUGAGGCGUUGAGGCUGCAGAAGCAGGGUGCCCUUUGGGGAGCAAGAGGCCAAUAAAAAGUUCAGAAGUCACUGGACAUCACUUU